AUGCGAGGCAAAAGGAACCGCGGAGAUGUCGGAUCCUCACACCGCCGAGAGGAGAUAGCGCGGGGGAAGAGACCCGUCGUCGAGCCCAACGACGACUUCGUGGAGGACUCGACGAUGCAGGAUGCCCCUUUUCCUGAGACCCUGGGAGACGACGAGACCGAGGACACUGUCACGGAGAUCGAGAUGCAGCGUCUCCGCACCCUCCUCGAAAUGAAGUUUGCCGGGACGCGGUAUCCCGACAGAGGCACGAUGCAGACGCUCCGCUUCGACGAGGACAUCGACGAGAUGUUCCACAACCUGGGGAUCGGCCGAGUUAUGUUCCAGCAGCACGAGGCUUACCGGAAGGCGACUUGCCUUUUCUUGCCACACUCACACACGAGCCCUGCCUCGACGGCAAGACCACACCUGACGGCAGUGACGACUACAUCACCUUCUGGGCCACUGGACAGAGACACCAUCUCUCAUACAGGGAGAUCGACCGAGCUCUUUUCUGCCGCAAGGCAACCGUCUAGGCCUCGACGUCGACCGUGA
Microthlaspi erraticum is the source of this 531-nucleotide messenger RNA. NCBI's taxonomy places the organism in Eukaryota, Viridiplantae, Streptophyta, Magnoliopsida, Brassicales, Brassicaceae. The record is from the annotation of a GenBank genome assembly.